Myzus persicae (green peach aphid) is the source of this 2073-nucleotide messenger RNA. Its product is annotated as cell growth-regulating nucleolar protein. Gene Ontology annotation, biological process: negative regulation of transcription by RNA polymerase II; rRNA processing. Lineage: Eukaryota; Metazoa; Arthropoda; Insecta; Hemiptera; Aphididae. The transcript has 5 exons. The coding region runs from base 383 to 1984 and encodes 533 amino acids. Gene Ontology annotation, cellular component: nucleolus. Gene Ontology annotation, molecular function: DNA binding. The record is from RefSeq and is a predicted model, not a curated record.
AUUCGUGGUCGGUAUCGCACUAUCGCCGUAUCAGUGAACUAUUCACCACACUCCUAAUGAUUAUCAUCAAUUAUUUGUUCAUUUAAAACAACGUGGAAUGUGGAUUUAAAUUUUAAAAUUUGAUACAAAUGUUUCAUUAUCGAGCAUCUUAAUUUUGUAUCUGUUUCUUUUGAAAUGCUAACUCAAGUUGCCAAGUAGUUACUAGUUAGUACCGCGGUUGUAGUACUGUUGCUGACACUUGCUGUAUCAGGCUCCACAGUAUUUACUAUUUAGCACGUGCUAUUUUGAAAUUGUUAAAUAGUUUGAUUCGAUAGAGAAUUAAAUUAUUAAUAUUUAUUAGUUACUUUCAAAUUUUUUUCCCACUUUGAUAGACAAGCAUAUCAUGGUUGUAUUCACGUGUAAUAAUUGUGGCGAUUCAGUGAAUAAGCCUAAAGUGGAUAAACACAUUCAGUAUGAAUGCAAACGUAAAAAUUUUGCAGUUAGCUUCUGUUGUGUCGACUGCUUAAAAGAUUUUAAUUAUGAGACUGUGAGAGACCAUUGUCAAUGUGUAACUGAAGACCAGAGAUAUUCUGCCAAAGGCUAUGUACCUAAACCGUCAGCUGAAAAAGGAAAACGUAAACAAGCUGGUUGGGUUGAUAUUGUUCAAUCAGUAAUGAAUAAUAAAGAUUUGCCUAAUGAACAAAGAAACUUUUUGAAUAUCAUAGCCAAGUUUGAUAAUGUCCCGAGAAAAAAAAAUAAAUUCCAGAACUUUUGUUUUUCCACAGCUCCUGCUUAUAGAAAAAAAGGAUAUAUAGUUGACCAAGUAUUUGAUAUUAUAGAAGCUGAGUAUAAAGCACAACUACCUCAGAAUUUAAAUGAAAAAUCAGUUGAUAAUAAAUCAGAGAAUUUGUCAAACAAUGAUUCAAUUCAAAAAGAAUCUCAAGAAAUUAAUAAUAAAAUAAACAUUGAAAAUGAUGAAAUAAAUAAAAGUUUAAACGGCAAUAAUGAAACAGAGGAAACACCCAAAAAGAAGAAGAAGAAAAGUAAACAAUCCCUUGAUGCAUUAGAUUAUGAAACUGAAUCUAAAUUGAAUGGAAAUGCUGAACCACAAUCAGCAAAGAAAAAUAACAUAACGGAAGAAGCUCAGCCUAGCUCAGCUAAAAAGUCUAAAAAAAAUAAAAAAAAUUCAGAAAACAUUGAUAGUGAAUCUAUCGAAAUUCUAAAUGGCGAUUGUAGUAGUGAGGAAACACCAAAAAAGAAAAAAAAAAGUAAAAAAUCACUUGAGGCAGUAAUUUCUGAAACUGAAACAAAAUCAGAUGUUGAGCAACAAUCAGCAAAGAAAAAGAACAUAUUAAAAAUUAACUCUGGAACUGAAGACAAUUUAAAAGUAGAAGAUAAGAACACAGCGGAUGCUCAGCCAAGCUCAGCUAAAAAGUCUAAGAAAAAAAAAUCUGAAAUAGAAGUAACUAAUGAUAAAAUUAAUGAUGUUGCUCUCAAAACUGAAGAUAUAUGUAAUGAAAAUGGUGUAUCACUUGGGGAAAAUAGUAUUCUUCAAGAAAAACCUGAAUCAGCAAUGAGUAAAAAAGAAAAAAAAGAAUUGAAAAAGAAAAUGAAAUAUCAACUAGAAUUAUCAACUGUUACCAAUGGCAUAAUAGAAUCAGAUAAAGAACCUAUAUCAAAAAAGAAAAAAAGGAAGUUAAAUAAUAAUGAAGAAAAUGAAGAACCAAAACAAAAAAUUUUGAAAACUGAAGAUGUCCCUCAAGUUCCAGAAGUACAGUCCGGCCGUAAAUUUGAGUGGAAUGAAGCUAUUAGUCAAGUGUUACAAACAAAAAAAAACAAACCAAUUUCAUUAAGUAAAGUGAUGAAACGAGUUUUGAGUGAAUUUCAUUUUUUGAACGAAGCUAAAAAAUCUGAAAGUGAUCUAGAAAAGAUAUUUCUGAAAAAAAUUAGGAAAAUGAAAAAUUUUAUGAUUGAAAAUGAUAAAGUACAAUUAGUAGAAUGUUAAUUUAGUAUUUUAAUUCUAUGUAAUGUACAUUUAACUGGUAUUUUAGUUUAAGACUUCAUUAAUAAACAACUUAAUAUCACAUCAUAAAA